UGCCGCCUUCGCACCCAUUCAUAAAAACAAACAAAAAAAAGGGAAGACGCAAUCUUUUCUUGUCUCUUCCAUUCUUCAAAUCUUACAGGUUCCUCUUUCUCUUCUUUUAUUCUCUCUAAAACUCUUUUACUCUGUUCAAUUCAAUCUCAAAAAUUCGAUCUUUUUAUAAAAUAAUCCAGAUUCCGAUUAUAAAAACGAACAUUUCUUCAUAAAGCCUGCUGAUUUUGUUUAUGGUUGUGAUUCCCUUAAACCGAUCGGUAAUCUCGUAUCUUCUAUUCUUGAAUUUGAUCCAAUCGUUCUUUAUCACUCUAACGAUCGAGAAACCCGACCCGGAACCAGCCAUGAGAGUCCACCCAAUCCCCAGAGGUCUUAACAACAACACCUUGAUCCAUCACCACCAUCGUCGUCAUCAUAACCCGACCCGAGAACCCGGAAAGAAUCUCCGUCGUUUGCCACACAUCUUCAACCGCGUUCUUGAGCUUCCAUUGAGGUCCGAAGCCGACGUGGCGGUGGAGGAAAAACCCGAUUUUUUCAGGUUCGUGGCGGAGACGGACGGUCUCUGCGGCGGAGGCGGAGGAGGAGAAAUGAGGGCUUACAUGGUGGAGAUUUAUCCGGGUAUUACCAAAAUCGUUGUGAGGACAAAUGAGUCUACGUCUUUGGGUUUGUCUUUGGACGAGUUAGAGCUUGACGUGUGGCGUUUUAGGCUCCCGGAAUCGACUAGGCCUGAGCUUGUUACGGUGGAUUGUGUUGAUGGAGCUUUGAUUGUGACGGUGCCUAAGUUGGUUUCAGAGGAAGAGGAAGAAGAUGAUGAUGAUGGUGGUGGAGGUUUUGGACAAGGUAUGGGUAGUGGGAGGCUAGUUCUUGUUCAGUGAAGUAAUGUUGGUUUGGAAAAAUACAAUUUGUGUAAUGAUGUUUUUUUUUUAAGUAUGAACAUUGCUUUCUUCAGUUAUGAUUCAAAGAGGAAAGAACGAAUCUCUAAUCUUCCUCGUUGAUGUUGUAGCCUUCUUCCCUUUUGUUGUUGGCAACUUUUAGAAGUAAAUAAAAGAAAGGUUGAGACUUUGAUCUCACAGUUUGUAAAAUCCAGAAUGUAUAUGUUUGAGAAAACGGUACAAGUGUU
Molecule: messenger RNA, 1117 nt
Organism: Eutrema salsugineum
Lineage: Eukaryota; Viridiplantae; Streptophyta; Magnoliopsida; Brassicales; Brassicaceae
Exons: 1
Coding region: 231-872 (213 amino acids)
Source: RefSeq, a predicted model, not a curated record